AUGUGGGGGUCCAAGCUCUCAGCUGUGCUUUCUGCGCUCAGCUUAACACACUCUGCGGCUCCUGCGACCGAGCUUGAGCAGGUCGCCACCGAGAGCAACGUCAAGCAAGUCGCCAUCAUUGGGGCUGGCGCCGGUGGCUCGUCCACAGCAUACUACCUUCAAAAGUUUGCCGAGGCAGAGGGGUUUCCCGUGAACAUCACCGUGUUUGAGAGGACCGACCGUAUCGGUGGCCGCACCUUGACCAUAGACGCUUACAACAACCCGCUCGAGCCUGUUGAGCUGGGCGCCUCCAUCUUCAUAGAAGCCAAUCACAUCCUAUAUAAUGCCAGCGUCAACUUUGGACUGCCACUUAAAGAACCCGAAUCCGGCAGCGAUGGUUUCCUGGGCAUCUGGGAUGGAGAGAACUUUGUUUUCACCCAGGACGACAACUCCUGGCAGUGGUGGAAUCUGGCCAAGCUCUUCUGGAAGUAUGGCACAGCCCCUUACAAAGCGCAGAAGCUCGUCCAGUCGACGGUCGCGACCUUUCUGCAGCUCUACGAGAAGCCUCACUUUCCUUUCCGAUCUCUUACCCAGAGGGUCUUUGAGCUGGACCUCUUGAAGGCAACCUCGGUUACGGGAGAACAAUUUCUUGCCAACAACGAUAUUAGCGAGCUUUUUGCCCAUGAUAUCAUCCAGGCAGCAACCCGCGUCAACUAUGCGUCAAACCUGAAGCACAUCCACGGUCUUGAGACCAUGGUUUCCCUCGCGCCCGAGGGUGCUAGGCAGGUUAUCGGUGGAAACUGGCAGAUCUUUGCGACUAUGCUCCACAGAAGCAAUGCCACUGUACAACGGAACACAUCAGUGACCUCCAUUGCGCUGAAGCCUGGCCCUUCCAGCUCUAAGUACCUGCUCUCCACCAAGGGUGCUCACUCUGAAGCCGAUGCCGAGGCAGACCAAUACCCGAUCGCCUUCGACAAUGUUGUCAUUGCUACUCCUUGGCAAUAUGGCGACAUCAGCGUCUCGGAAAACCUGUUCCAGAAAAAGAUUGAUGAGAUCCCAUACAACAAGCUUCAUGUCACUCUGUUUGCUUCUCCCUUUCGUCUCAGCCCAGAGUACUUCGGUCUGGAAGCUGGUUCCAAGGCCCCGGAUUCGGUUCUGACAACGCUGAACCCCAGUGACGACCCGAAGCCCGGAUCCGAAGGCGCUGGGAAAGCGGGCUUCUACUCCGUUAGCACCUUGAGAACUGUCACGAACCCGAACACUCUGAAGGAUGAGUUCCUCUACAAGAUCUUCUCACCCGAAAAGGUCACCGCAGAGUUCUUGUCAAAGUUACUUGGCGUGGAGGUGCCAGAGUCCAUCGUCUCGGUACAGAAGACUGAGGAGGGAAGCACGCGCACGGAUCCUAUUCUGAGAGACGGCCUCUAUUAUCUGUCUGGUAUCGAAAGCUUCAUCUCCUGCAUGGAGACCAGCUCGUUGAUGGGAAUGAAUAUCGCCAGGUUGAUUGCCGAUGACUUCUCAGACCUCGAGGAGAAGCUAGAGAAGGUUGAGUCAGACAACGCACAGGAAGUUGUUGGCCAAGCUGAGAGGGAGGCGCCGGUUGCCGAUGAGUUGUAA
Colletotrichum spaethianum is the source of this 1593-nucleotide messenger RNA. Its product is annotated as farnesylcysteine lyase. Bases 1 to 1593 code for a protein of 530 amino acids. The record is from RefSeq and is a predicted model, not a curated record. Gene Ontology annotation, biological process: prenylcysteine catabolic process; prenylated protein catabolic process. NCBI's taxonomy places the organism in Eukaryota, Fungi, Ascomycota, Sordariomycetes, Glomerellales, Glomerellaceae. Gene Ontology annotation, molecular function: prenylcysteine oxidase activity. The transcript is spliced from 4 exons.